AAAUGAAGAAGGGAGCAGAAGAUUAUAAAGACAAUAAGGCUAUAAAUUAACAACCAUAAAUUCAAUCUAGAUAGGAAAUUGGUUAGGAAAUGGGGGCACGAAGAGAAACGGCGAGAAUCGAAUCAGAUAAGAACAGAUGCGGCGAAUCAAGUAGUCGGCUAAUUUGUAGAAAAUGUUCUCACGUCAGAUAAAAUUGUGAUUACUGCUAAAUCGAUAGGUGUCUAGUUUAUAAAAGCGUUUCAAUGUUUACGUGUCCCCGUCUGUCGCGCUGUGAUAUAUGAUUUGACUCUGAUAAUCCUAAUCUUUUUUUCUCUAUUUUUUCUUUUUCAGUUUUUCCUCUUCAUUCAUUCGUUCAAUCAUUCUAUCUUCCUCUUAUUCGCUCAAUCACUCAUUUGUCUUUUUAUCUUCUUAUCCGUCCAUCUAUUUAUCAAUCCGUUUAGAAAAAAAAAAUCCUGUUACAUAUUUCAUUAUCUUGUUACAUCUCUCUUUUUUACCCUUUUCUGUUCAAAGUGUCUAAACAUCAUCUAUCAUUAUUCCUCUCUCUUUCUCUCUCUUUCUCCCUCGCUUCUCUUCUCCUUUCAAAUAUUUUCAUCAUUAAAAUUAAUUAAGAUUAGAAUGGAAUGUUCUUUUUCGUUGAAGAAUGGGAAAGAGAUGGAAAAAUGAAGAGACAGAGAGAGAGAGAGAAAAAAGAGAUUGGGGAGGGGCGGGCGAGAGAGAGAAAAAAAAUUUCGCCUAAUAAACACGGCUAUUACGGCAAUAAAGACGUAUCAACGAAAAAAUAAAAAAAAGCUUCACUUACACUCUGUCCAUCCAACCAAAGUAUACAGCCAAUGAACGCUUAGAACGGUUCGUAAGCUCCGCCCAAACAAAUGUACAUAUACCACUUUAUGCCGAAAAAAGUAGCCGGCCGGUAUGAUUCCCUCGAAUUGGUCUCUUCCCUUUAUUGUUCCAUCGAAUAUUUCAUCUGAAUUUUAUAGAAAUUAUUCCCAUCCUAUUAAUCUUACAACCGAAAAACCUUUUGAAGAAACUGGAAAGCUAAAAUUUGGUAUUGACGCAAUUCUCAAAACAGAGAAAAAAGCCAAACCAGAAGCGGAAAGUUUGCCAAGACACUACUCACCUCCAGUCUACUAUUCGACGUUUGUUCCGAGUAGGAUACAAUUGCCGGCGUCCAACCGUCCAAAUUACUCAGCUCCCUCAAGCCAUCGAGACGAAUGCAAACGAAAGAGAUCUUGGUCUAGGGCCGUCUUCUCUAACCUUCAACGUAAAGGACUGGAAAAGAGAUUCGAAGUUCAAAAAUACGUUACAAAACCAGAUAGACGACAACUCGCCGCCAUGCUCGGUUUAACCGACGCCCAAGUUAAAGUUUGGUUCCAGAAUCGUCGAAUGAAAUGGCGCCAUCAAAAGGAGAAGGAAGCCAGAGAGAAAAAGGAUAGAGAAGAAGAAGAGGUGGACGUUGGUGGAUCAGAAUGCGAGUUUAAUUGACUCUUGAACAAUUUAAAUGUUAUCAUAAUAAUAAUUAUACUAUCACCAUAAUCAUUAUUCAUUAUUAUUUCCUUUUCGUUCUCUUAUCCAUUGUCGUUAUUAAUUAAUUAAUUAAUUAAUA
Dimorphilus gyrociliatus is the source of this 1603-nucleotide messenger RNA. NCBI's taxonomy places the organism in Eukaryota, Metazoa, Annelida, Polychaeta, Dinophilidae. The record is from the annotation of a GenBank genome assembly.